GGAGGGUGGUGUUAAAUAUUUCAUAUGUGGGUUUCCUUUUUUUUCCCACCUUCUUUUUUCUUUAUUCUUUCCUUUUUGUUUUUGUUUGUUUGCUCUUGCAGUAGUGUUGGAGAGGAAAAUACCUCUGUAUUUUGUGAGGCUGUGGUGCUUCCUUUGGAAAAAGCACACCUGUUUUGUUUUUGUUAAAAGUUUCUAGUGUGUGGUUCGAGUUCUUUCGUUUGCUAUUGCUUCAUCUCAAACUCAACAAGCUCCGCGCAGCUUCUACCUUUCAGACUUUCCUUUUGGUGAUAAACUGGAAGGUUUUGGUGUGGUAAAGUGAUCACUGAGGUUUAGGGCAAAUAAAAGGUUUUGGUGGUUUCUGUGGUUAAGAUGUGUUUUUGAUUCGAAAAUGGCUGUGGUGGAAGUCAAAGAAUGUGUUGAAGGUCUAAGAUUUCUUCCUUUUCUUUGGCUUGGGUUUGUGUUUCUUGGGCUUCACCCUAGUAGAGGUGGAGACUAAUGGAAGGUUCAUCUGAAUCUGGCUGGCAGAGGUCAGAUAGCUCUAGGGGUUUAAAUUCUUCUUCGGUUUUGGAGGGGAAUCUUCGACUUGUUCGUGCCAACACUAUCAGGUCCUCAGGAGAUACGUCGUCUGAGUUUGGGUUUAGACCAGGAAGAAAAGUGAGGGAGAGAAUUGUGCUACCUCAUAUAACUAACCAGUUUAAAACCUAUACUGGGGGCUUCGAGGAGGGAGUAGCUCUGGACCCAGUUGUUCGUGCCAUAGAAUGUAAUGAUAUCAGUCUGAGACAGUGGUUGGACAACCCAGAAAGAACUGUUGAUGCUCUUGAAUGCUUACACAUAUUUACUCAAAUUGUAGAUAUAGUUAACCUGGCUCAUUCUCAGGGAAUAAUCCUCCAUAAUGUGCGGCCCUCAUGCUUUGUCAUGUCCUCACUUAACCGUGUGUCUUUCAUUGAAUCUGCUUCUUGCUCGGAUUCGGGUUCAGAUUCGUUUGAGGAAGGAACAAACAGCCAGACGGCUGAGUUUAAAGGUGCGUCUUCGCCUUUGCCUUCAGACUUGCCCCAACGAGGAAGUCAGCUAGCUACUGAAACCUUGCAACUUGAGAUGAAUCCCCUAAAUGCAUCUCGAAUAGUAUCUGAAACAAGUUGCAUUAGGUCAAGCGCCAGACAGGCUGAGGUUGCACCAAAUGAUGACCAGACGGAAGAAAGGAAGCAUUCCUUCCCAAUGAAACAUAUAUUGUUGAUGGAAACCAAUUGGUACAAUUGUCCAGAAGAAGUUUCUGGUGGCCCCAGUUCCAGUGCUUCAGACAUUUAUCGACUGGGGGUUCUUCUCUUUGAGUUGUUCUGCACAUUUAGCUCGGUGGAAGAGAAAAGUGCAACUAUGUCUAGUCUGAGACAUCGUGUUCUCCCUCCUCAGUUGCUUUUGAAGUGGCCUAAAGAAGCAUCAUUUUGCCUAUGGUUGUUGCAUCCUGAGCCAAGUAGUCGGCCAAAAAUGGGGGAGUUGUUGCAAAGCGAAUUUCUAAAUGAACCAAGAGACAACAUUGAGGAACGUGAGGCAGCAAUAGAACUUCGAGAAAAAAUAGAUGAACAAGAGCUGUUGCUGGAAUUUUUGUUACUAUUAAAGCAAAGGAAACAGGAUGCAGCAGAUCACUUGCAUGAAAUGGUGUCCUUUUUGACUUCUGAUAUCGAAGAAGUCACAAAAUUGCAAACUGCCCUUAGGAUAAAAGGAGGCACAAGCAUAGACCUGGUGAAGGAUUCAGCUUCAGGGCCCCCUUCAUCCAAUACAGUAGAUGAGGGUGAUUCUGGUAGCUCAGGGUCGAGAAAACGAUGCAGGCCUGGGCUUUAUACCCAUAAUGCGGAGGAACUUGAUGAUCCUGUUCCAGAAAACCAAGCAACUAUUCUUUCUAAGAGUUCCCGACUCAUGAAAAACUUUAGAAAAUUGGAGUCAGCUUACUUUUUAACUAGGCGGCGGGCUCUCAAACCAUCUGGAAAAGUAUAUGCCAGAAGUUCUCCAAUUAGUAGUGAUGCAAGAGGAUCAGUUGUAGCGACAGAAAGAAGUUCUCUCAGUAAGUUGUCAUCAAAAGAACAAUAUAAUGAGGAUAGACAAAGUGGAUGGAUAAAUUCAUUUCUUGAGGGUCUGUGCAAGUAUUUGUCAUUUAGCAAGUUAAAGGUGAAGGCAGACUUGAAGCAGGGAGAUCUUUUAAAUUCUUCCAACCUUGUAUGCUCCCUGAGUUUUGAUCGUGAUGGAGAGUUUUUUGCAACUGCUGGUGUGAAUAAGAAGAUCAAAGUCUUUGAAUAUAAUUCGAUUCUAAACAAAGACCGUGAUAUCCAUUAUCCUGUUGUUGAAAUGGCUAGCAGAUCAAAGCUAAGCAGUAUAUGUUGGAAUGGAUAUAUUAAGAGCCAGAUUGCUUCCAGUAACUUUGAAGGUGUGGUUCAGGUAUGGGACGUUACAAGAAGUCAAAUCUUUAUGGAAAUGAGCGAGCAUGAGAGCCGUGUCUGGUCCGUUGACUACUCAGUAGCUGAUCCAACAUUGCUGGCUAGCGGGAGUGAUGAUGGUUCUGUUAAGCUCUGGAAUAUCAAUCAGGGAGUAAGCAUCGGUACCAUUAAGACAAAGGCAAAUGUCUGUUGUGUUCAGUUUCCAUUUGAAUCCAGUCGUCGCCUUGCAUUUGGAUCAGCAGACCAUAAGAUAUACUAUUAUGAUCUACGCAAUUCUAAGAUGCCUCUCUGCACGUUGAUUGGACACAACAAGACUGUGAGCUAUGUUAAGUUCGUAGAUUCGACAACACUUGUGUCUGCAUCUACAGAUAACACAUUGAAGCUCUGGGACUUGUCAAUGUGCACAGCUCGGGUUCUUGAUUGUCCCCUUCAGUCAUUCACCGGGCACUUGAAUGUGAAGAACUUUGUUGGCCUAUCUGUAUCUGAUGGUUACAUUGCAACGGGAUCAGAGACAAAUGAGGGUGGGUUCACAUUUACUUUGUUCCUGAAAAGUCAGUUUGAGUUCACAUCUGUUGCCAGCACUUCCCCCUUCACAGCUCUAUGUGAUGAUUACGAAAGGUCGAAUUACUGCGGUGGAGUCACCCUCGUUUGUUACAUCCCAUGUUUGUUCUGUCAUAUUCCUCCAGUCCCUCACAAAAUCUUUUAAGCCAAUUUACUGGUUUUUGUAUACCACAAAGCUCUUCCCAUGCCUGCGUUGUCAUAUAAAUUUAACAUCACAGAUCCGCUUUCGGGUGAUGAAGUGGACGACAGUGCACAGUUUAUCUCCUCUGUGUGUUGGCGUGGUCAGUCAUCCUCCACCUUAGUUGCUGCUAACUCCACGGGAAAUAUCAAGUUGUUGGAGAUGGUUUGAGCUAAGUCUUAAAGAAUGAAUUCCAAAAAAAAAAAAAGAGAGAGAAAAUGGAAUACAGCAUCAGCGGAAACACAGAUUAAAAGAGUGGCUUAUACCCAAGGAGCAUUUUAUCGAGGCCUGCUCCACUGAAGGUUGAAGUCACUAGGAACAUCAACAGCAGCCUGCAAAACAAAUUUUUGCCUUUUAGUAGAAUAGCGGAUGGUUAACUGGAGCACUGAGAUUCGUCAUUGUUCAAGUGUACUGUAGAUAAGAAAUAGAAAGAGGAGCCCGAAAGGAAAGAUAAAACGCUGAUUUUUCUAUGUAUAUUCUUGUAAUUUUUAGAAUUGCAAUCAUUGAUAUAGAAUAUACUACUAUAUAUGUAUUAUGAUAUUGACUCAAUGGAUGGCAAUAGCGACUCAGAGCAACAAUUUCACUCUAUAAACCUAAAAUACCUUUACACAGCCA
Coffea arabica (coffee) is the source of this 3780-nucleotide messenger RNA. RefSeq names its product protein SPA1-RELATED 4. Gene Ontology annotation, biological process: photomorphogenesis; protein phosphorylation. Gene Ontology annotation, molecular function: protein kinase activity; ATP binding; protein binding. NCBI's taxonomy places the organism in Eukaryota, Viridiplantae, Streptophyta, Magnoliopsida, Gentianales, Rubiaceae. The record is from RefSeq and is a predicted model, not a curated record.